This is a messenger RNA of Arachis stenosperma, 1559 nucleotides long. Its product is annotated as ribulose bisphosphate carboxylase/oxygenase activase, chloroplastic. The transcript has 11 exons. NCBI's taxonomy places the organism in Eukaryota, Viridiplantae, Streptophyta, Magnoliopsida, Fabales, Fabaceae. The record is from RefSeq and is a predicted model, not a curated record. The coding region runs from base 38 to 1369 and encodes 443 amino acids. Gene Ontology annotation, molecular function: ATP binding; ATP hydrolysis activity.
AAUAGUAACGAGUGGAUAGGGAUAAGAUAGAGGAGGGAUGCCACGUGGCAUUGAAGAACUUCUUGUGCAGAAUGAAAUGAAUGAGUCUCCAAUUAUGUGCAAAUGUGCAAUGGCUGCUAUUCCAUCAGGAUGGUGUGCGGCCCACACAAGCAUGCGCAUCGAGAAGAAGCGGUUACCUUUCUUCAGAGUGGGAGCAAAACUGUGUGUGCGGUGCUGCAGUGAUGGCAGUGAGAAGGAGGAGAAGAAGAAGAAGAAGAGGCUGUCUGAGCAGUCUUCGUGGGAAGCAAAAGACGCACAAGGUAGAGACUAUCUUUACAGGCUCGGCAAAGAGGCCGAUAACAUGAACAUCGCCGUCGGCCAACGUGCCGGCGUCAUCGACUCCCUCUUCGUCGGCGAUUUUCUCGGCAAGGACUCCGACAUUGUCUUUGAUUAUCGCCAAAAGGUCACUAGGUCCUUUGAGUACCUUCAGGGCGAUUAUUACAUUGCUCCUCUCUUCAUGGACAAAGUUGUAUGUCACAUUGUGAAGAACUACCUUGCUCAUCUCCUCAAUACUAAAGUUCCUUUGAUUCUAGGUAUCUGGGGAGGAAAAGGGCAAGGGAAAUCAUUUCAAACAGAACUUAUAUUUCAGGCCAUGGGAAUUGAACCUGUAAUUAUGUCUGCUGGGGAACUAGAAUCAGAGAGAGCUGGAGAGCCAGGAAAGCUGAUUCGUGAACGCUAUAGAACAGCAUCUCAAGUGGUCCAGAAUCAAGGAAAAAUGAGCUGCUUGAUGAUCAAUGAUAUUGAUGCUGGCCUCGGUAGAUUUGGGAAUACUCAAAUGACAGUCAAUAAUCAAAUCGUUGUUGGGACACUUAUGAAUCUAUCAGACAAUCCUACAAGAGUAAGUAUUGGCCAAGAUUGGCGAGAAUCGGACGUCACCAACAGAAUUCCAAUCAUUGUGACAGGGAAUGAUUUUUCAACUAUUUAUGCUCCACUGAUACGUGAUGGCAGGAUGGAUAAGUUCUAUUGGCAACCUAACCAUGAAGAUAUUGUGAAUAUCGUUCAUAGAAUGUACGAAAAAGAUGGCAUACCUAAGGAUGAAGUAAUAAGGAUUGUGAACACAUUUCCUAAUCAAGCAUUGGACUUCUAUGGAGCUUUAAGAUCACGUACAUAUGACAGAUCUAUUUUAAAGUGGAUUGAAGAUAUUGGAGGCAUUGAAAAUUUUGGAAAGAAUUUUCUCAAGAGAAAAAAGGACCAGAGUCUUCCUGUAUUUAUUCCUCCAGAGCAAACAAUGGAGGCUUUAGUUGAGUCAGGUUAUUCUCUGAUCAAAGAACAACAGUUAAUAAUGGAAACUAAACUUUCAAAGGAAUACAUGAAGAAUAUACAAGAAUAAUAUAGAGGAUGCCGAUGUGGUGCAACAGUGCAACUCAUCAAGAAUUAUGAAUGGAUCUGUCUGAAACCCUUCUGAAGUUGCAAUGAUAAUAACUCUCAUCUGAUCAGUGUAUUUAUCUCUACCAAAUUCUGUUUUUGUAACUAGUAUAACAAUGAUAAAUGUUUAGUUUAUAUAACUAGUAUUCAUCUUC